UCUAGAGAGUUCUUGGGGGCCUUUAGCUUUGUAGGAGAGUGAAAGGGAGAGACUCUUUCCUUCCCCUCUCUCUCUCUCUCUCUCGCUCUCUCGUUCCAUAAAAUUUUCUCUGAAAACCUUUUCUUUCACGGAAACAUAAGAAUAAAAAGGGAUUCCGUGUUGCAGUGUUUCCCACACAAAAGGUGUAAAUCCUAAGUCAUGCUUUAUAAAAAUUCUAGUAUUGAUAUGAAUGUUCAAUAUCAUAGGUGGGUUUAGCUUCGUUUCGAUUUUUCUAGGUUUCCUAGCUUUAAGUUUUCGUUGUUUUUGGUACCAUAAUUCGUCGACAAUACAAAGGACUGUUGGGUUUUGUUGGUAUUGAAUUGGUUUUUUGGGGGGGAGGGUUUGGGGUUUGAUUUUUUUUUGAAGAAUGGCAAGUGGAGGAGAGAAAAACAAUGAUUUUUAUGCAGUUUUGGGGUUGAAUAAGGAAUGCACUCCAACAGAGCUCAGGACUGCUUAUAAGAAACUUGCCCUGAGAUGGCACCCUGAUCGUUGCUCAGCCUCGGGUAAUUCAAAGUUCGUGGAAGAAGCCAAGAAAAAAUUCCAGACUAUUCAACAAGCUUAUUCCGUUCUCUCUGACGCAAAUAAGAGGUUUUUAUACGACGUUGGAGCUUAUGACAGUGAUGAUGACGAAAAUGGAAUGGGAGAUUUUUUGAACGAAAUGGCAGUGAUGAUGAGCCAGACUAAAUCUAAUAAGAAUGGAGAGGAGAGCUUUGAGGAAUUACAGGAAUUGUUUGAAGAAAUGUUCCAAGUGGACAUUGAUUCGUUCGGGUCUAAUGGUCGGCCGACCACGUCCUGUUCUUCUUCAUCUUCGUUUGCAUCGUACGGUGAAAGUUCUGGCUCCAACAAACGGAAUUCCGCUGAUAUGAGCUCUGGUGAGACUAUGCCGGAGAGUGGUUCUAGUUUCAAUGUACAAUUUCACGGCUUCUGUGUGGGAACAGGUGGAACACAAGGCAGAUAUGAGGCAACAGAGAGGAGCCAAAGGAGGAAUGGUAGGCGGAGUCGGCAGUAGUAGACGGAGAAAUGGCAGGAAACAAAAGGUUUCAUCCGGGCACGAUGUUUCUUCCAACGACUGCCGCAUUUCCGGUUCAUGAUAAACACCAUUUUUACUAAUUGAUGAAUGUAAAUUUAUCCUUGACUCAAAAACCAGUAGUGGCUGAGAUUUCCCUUCUUUUUGAGCGCCACGGAGAGUGCCAAAGCCGAAACUAGAGCAAGAAGAUUAGUUUUGUACGAGAGAAGCGUGAUGAAAAACCAAGGCACCAUUCGAGUCUGUGACAUUGUUUUCAUGGUUUACCAUUGUAGCUGUGUGAUAAAUCAUGGCAAUGCAUGUUCAUUUUAUAGCUUUGUUAUACUCUUUGCUAAAGUACUCUAUAUUUGCUAAUCAAUAGAUAAUCAAACAUUGGUCUUUAGCUCC
Gossypium raimondii (Peruvian cotton) is the source of this 1450-nucleotide messenger RNA. RefSeq lists its product as uncharacterized. The record is from RefSeq and is a predicted model, not a curated record. NCBI's taxonomy places the organism in Eukaryota, Viridiplantae, Streptophyta, Magnoliopsida, Malvales, Malvaceae. The transcript has 6 exons. The coding region runs from base 407 to 1048 and encodes 213 amino acids.